UCAGCCUCAGUAUGCAGCGCUCGUCCUGCAUAUAUUAUGUUCAUGACGCAGCUGCAAAAAAAUGUUCAUGUAAAAACUGCAUUCAACUUUAUAAUAAGCGGAGACAGCGGGUGUGUGCGUUUCCCCCGGUAACAGUGCACCGUCCGCAGAAGAGGGAGAUGGAGGAUGAUUAAAUAUUAAUAAGAGGUGUCCCUGCUCCUCCUGGAGCCCCCUCAGCUCCUGCAGAUGUCCCCAUUGUGCGGGGCCCCGGCAGCGGCGGCACGUGAGCGAUGAGCCGCCCCGGGUCACCGGCACCGGAGCUGUGACGUCAGCGCCCGGUUACAGGUCUAGAGUUCAACAUGAGGUUCCCUGCUGGAUACCAAAAAAAAUAUAAAAAAAAAUAACAGUAGUGGAAUACUUUUUUCCGUGGGCCGCAAUGGAAGUUAUAGAAUUUGAGUAUCGACAAAGACAAGCUAUAUCUACAAGCCUAGUCACUAGCAUGCAGGAGGCGUAAGGGACGUCUAUUCCAUUAAGCACUAUGGAAGCAGGUACCCUCCAACAACAUGAUUCGCCACUCACAGUCAAUGAACAGGUAAUUGUGAUGUCUGGGCAUGAGACUAUCCGGGUUCUGGAAGUAGGUGUGGACACAACAGCACAACCAGAGGAGCCUGGAAAGGCUUUUGACACUCCAGUUCCUGAACCGGCAGUUACUAACGACUUGGCGAGAGAGACAGUGCUUUGCCAUGCGGAGAAUACGAGUGACAAGUCCAUAGUGAAGUCUUCAGCUGGACUAGUUUCACCUUCUAUCCCAACCCUCUUCACCCAUGCCGCAAGCCAGCCGCAGCCCACUUUUACUUCCUUUGCAGUACAGGCUGCUCCGCAGGUUUUGACUCAGGAAAACUUAACAGCACUUUUUACAGGAGUAAUGGCACCCACAGGGGCAGUUACUCAGCCUGUUCUUAUUCCCUUCACCAUUCCUGGUCAGAUGGCUGGCCAGCAGGGUCUGGCUGUAUGGAACUUUCCCACUGCUACAGUAGCAACUCUUCCAGGACUAACAGCCGCUGCCCCUGCUGGAGGAAUGUUCAAAUUGCCUUUAACAAACCUGCAAGCAGCUUCAGUUUUGAACACUGCCAUACAGGCCCCCAUGCAGGCAGCAUCAGCCAUCCAAACAGUUUAUCAGGCACAGCCAGCUGUCCAGGCCCAAGCUGCGCUUCAGACGACUGUCCAGCCACAGGCUACACUGCAUGCUCAGCCAACUCUACAGGCCCAAACAGCCAUGGUGUCAAGUCCUGUGCCCAAACCUGAACCUCAGACACAGCUCACUGUGCAGCCAGCAAGUUUUACCUUUAACCCAGCCAUUAUAAGUGCGGCAUCUCUAGGAGGUCAUACACAAUUGCUGAGCUCAUUGGCUGCUGCCCCUAUUAUAGCCAAUGCUAUUCCUGGAGUACAGGGUAUCACAAGCCAGAUUAUAACCAAUGCACAGGGCCAGGUUAUUGGCACUCUCCCAUGGUUGCUGAACUCCCCAGGAAUUACAGCAGGUGCUGCAACAGCUGCAGUCACUGCUCCAAACAUGAUCCAGACGGUGACGCCACAGCUUCUGUUAAAUGCCCAAGGGCAAAUUAUUGCCACUCUGGCUAGCAACGCCAUCCAGCCAGCAGCUAUACGGAAACCAGCUUCCCAGGACAUCCCAACUAAGGCCGAACAGCAGCAAAUCCAGCCUGCCCCAGCUGUAACACAACCUUCUGUGGUUGUAGCCAAUCCAUCUCCAGCCAACACCUCUACGUCAACCCAAGUCCAUGUCAGCUGUUCAGAGCCGCCAACUGUGGGCCAGCUUGUCUCCAAGACACAUUCUGGAAGUUAUGAUGAAGAUGGCAUAAACCUAGAGGAAAUUCGCGAAUUUGCCAAGGAAUUUAAGAUUCGACGUUUAUCUUUGGGUCUGACGCAGACACAGGUGGGCCAGGCACUGACUGCCACAGAGGGACCAGCCUACAGCCAGUCUGCCAUCUGUAGGUUUGAGAAGUUAGAUAUAACACCAAAAAGUGCGCAGAAGUUGAAACCUGUUUUGGAGAAGUGGCUAAAUGAGGCAGAAAUGAGGAACCUAGAGGGUCAACAGAAUUUGAUGGAGUUUGUAGGCGGUGAGCCUUCAAAGAAGCGGAAACGACGUACUUCUUUCACCCCUCAGGCUGUAGAGGCCCUGAACACUUAUUUUGAGAAAAAUGCUCUGCCCACCGGGCAGGAAAUCACAGACAUUGCUAAGGAACUGAAUUAUGACCGUGAGGUGGUGAGGGUGUGGUUUUGUAACAGGCGCCAAACUCUGAAAAACACCAGCAAGCUCAAUAUCUUUCAGAUCCCUUAGAGGAAAGGAGACAGCCACUCUACCACCACCUAGUCCCCAGAACCUCGUCUCAUCUAUCAAUGGUCAUGCCCUGUGACAUUCAUCUGUGGAAGCACUUUGUGGCUGAAAUUCUGCUUUAUCCAUAUUAUGGCCUGCUGUUGCUUAUACCUAAUCCUUGCCUCAUGUUUUUAUAUGACGGAAGCCUAAUGGGGUAAAAGGUCAAUAGCCAUCUCAGCCGGAUCUCUCCAGUGGCUUUGUUACACACAUUUUGCAUACUCUGUGUUCAUGGAGCCAAAUAAGUUUCCCUCUAUGGUGGGAUGAAAAUAUUGGACUUCAUUAACAAUUAUUGGUUAUUAUUGUCAUCAGAAGUUCAGUUGUGAUUAUGUGGAGUGCCACAUUUAACUCUUGUGAUGUGUAUGUGCCCUGCAUUCUUAUGGACCAAUUCUAUGAAGAUGGCAAACAUUUUUUUUUAUACCAGAAAACUCCCUUUUAAUGUUUUACAUUGUAUUCAUAAAUUAAUUUGAUGGUU
Pseudophryne corroboree (corroboree frog) is the source of this 2843-nucleotide messenger RNA. RefSeq names its product POU class 6 homeobox 1 (gene POU6F1). The record is from RefSeq and is a predicted model, not a curated record. NCBI's taxonomy places the organism in Eukaryota, Metazoa, Chordata, Amphibia, Anura, Myobatrachidae. Gene Ontology annotation, biological process: regulation of transcription by RNA polymerase II. Gene Ontology annotation, molecular function: DNA-binding transcription factor activity, RNA polymerase II-specific; RNA polymerase II cis-regulatory region sequence-specific DNA binding. The transcript has 13 exons. The coding region runs from base 518 to 2335 and encodes 605 amino acids.